Molecule: messenger RNA, 905 nt
Organism: Lolium rigidum
Lineage: Eukaryota; Viridiplantae; Streptophyta; Magnoliopsida; Poales; Poaceae
Exons: 7
Coding region: 71-751 (226 amino acids)
Source: RefSeq, a predicted model, not a curated record
UCACACAACUGGAUGUGAUCAUGUGGCAAUGGCAGACUUGUGAUCCGCGUGGAAGGGACGCAAACUGCAAAUGGCGCCAAGCCUAACCGCCUGGGCAUCUCCCCUUGCCUCUUCUCGCCUCUCCUGCGCAAAGAAGCAAAACCAUCGACUCUGCAGUGUCAGGUGCGGCUCCGGCUCACAGGGAAGUGGCGGUAAUGACAAUGGCACACCACCGGUCGUCAGGGCGGCGGUCAGCGCCAUCACGGAACUGCUCAGGGCCCUUUCUCCCAGCAAGAAGCCAAGGCAAGCUGCAGAAUCCGACGAUACAGAGUUGGAGUUGCCUCGCAGCGUGGAGGAUGUGGUUGCCGUUCUUGAAGCUGAUUACCAGCGUGCUUAUUUCCUCACCGGGAACUUCAGUUUAGGCAUAUAUGCUGAGGAUUGUUUGUUUGAAGAUCCCACCAUAAAGUUCCGUGGAAGGUCUAGAUACUCUCAGAAUCUUGAUUUGCUAGUGCCCUUCUUUGACAGCCCUUCGCUCGAACUUGAAAACAUAGAAAAGGGUUUGAGGGUCGACACGAAGUUUGUCAUAGCAACAUGGACGCUAAGGACAUAUUUGAGGCUCCCAUGGAGGCCCCUCAUAGCCAUCAGAGGGAACACAACCUACGAUUUAGAUGAAGAAUACAAGGUCGUUCGGCAUGCAGAGAGCUGGGACGUCUCUGCCCUGGUGGCGAUCGGUCAGUUAUUCGUCUCGACUCCGAAGCAGACGGGCAGCUGAGCUCUCGAGUGAGCUUUGCCACUGGUCAAUCAACGAUAUCGCGAAGCUCACACGUCAAUUCGGCAGUUCGAACCGUGUAUAAACUUAGCUUUUGCUGGAAAUCCCCGAUGAUUGUCGAAAUUUGUUCCUUCAAAUCCCUAAUUUUGCCUCUGAA